UUUUUCCGUCAGAUUGAAAAUGGAUGCCCUGAGAGCCUCGUACGGAGACUCGUCGUCGGACUCAGACUCCGAGUCGCUAGCUCCACGUCCAGAGCUCAAAAACUCCGAAGAAUCGAGCUCUGCUCUGCCCCCACCUCCUCUGUCACUUCUCAACAGUCCCAAUUCCUUUGGAUUUCUGGACUUCUCACCAAGCGCUCAGCCCGGCAGAGUGAGGAACUUUCCUCACGUGGAAGGGAACUACGCAGUACAUGUCUACAUCCCAGUUUUUAUACCAUCAGCACCAAGGAAAGAGAUGGCCUUAUUUUUGAACAAGCUAGCUUCUCUGGUGACCGGUCUCCAUGCUGUCGACGUGGACGUCCCUCUUGAGAUUUUGCGCAAGGAUGAGCACAAGCUUGAACAGGUUGCUUUGGGUAGAGAGUUCCAUAUAAGUCUGGGAAGAACUGUACCAAUCCGAGUGCACCAGAUUGACUCCCUGGUCACAAUGCUUCGGCAGAAGCUUCAGAUUCAGAGGCGGUAUUGGAUUGAUUUUAGCAAGUGGGAGGUUUUUGUUAACGAUGAUCACACCCGGACCUUUGUGUCGAUAGAAGUUAUUGCUGCUGGGUUAGCUGAGAUAACAAAGCAGAUUCAAGCUGUCAAUGAGGUGUAUAAGCUUCACAAUCUUCCUGAAUUUUACAAGGAUCCUCGCCCUCAUAUAUCGGUAGCUUGGGCAUCAGAUGACAUCAGCAGUUCCCUGAAGCAAGCGGUUGAAGAAGAAAGAAGAUCUACAGUCGGAGGAUCAUUACAGAAACGUCUUUUUACCAGUAAAUUCAAUGGCAUCGAAUGUAGGAUUGGUAGUAAAACCCAUAAAAUAUGUAAAUUUUCUGAAUAAUAGUGUAACUGUUAAUU
This is a messenger RNA of Prunus mume (Japanese apricot), 885 nucleotides long. RefSeq lists its product as uncharacterized. Gene Ontology annotation, molecular function: 3'-5'-RNA exonuclease activity. The record is from RefSeq and is a predicted model, not a curated record. Gene Ontology annotation, cellular component: nucleus. Lineage: Eukaryota; Viridiplantae; Streptophyta; Magnoliopsida; Rosales; Rosaceae. Gene Ontology annotation, biological process: U6 snRNA 3'-end processing.